Cyprinus carpio (common carp) is the source of this 644-nucleotide messenger RNA. RefSeq names its product embryonic polyadenylate-binding protein B-like. Lineage: Eukaryota; Metazoa; Chordata; Actinopteri; Cypriniformes; Cyprinidae. The record is from RefSeq and is a predicted model, not a curated record. Gene Ontology annotation, molecular function: RNA binding. Gene Ontology annotation, biological process: DNA damage response; protein polyubiquitination; regulation of double-strand break repair. Gene Ontology annotation, cellular component: nucleus.
AUGACCCUGAACUUCAUGGUAGCGACCCCAAAACUCCAACGGGGCCACCUGUUGGGUGGUAAGGUGCUCAUGCUGCUUAAAGUAGUACAGAAUACAGAGCCGGCGGUUCAUGUGAGAGGCCAGGAGCCCCUUACUGCCUCCAUGCUGGCGGCUGCACCAUUAAAAGAGCAGAAACAACUCCUGGGCGAGCGGCUGUAUCCACUUAUCCAGGCCUUGCAUCCGACUCUUGCGGGAAAGAUCACAGGCAUGCUGCUGGAGAUCGACAACUCUGAACUACUGCACAUGCUGGAGGCUCCAGAGUCCCUGCACUCCAAGGUUGAAGAGGCUGUAGCUGUGCUUCAGGCUCAUCAAGCCAAGGAAGUGUCUGCAAAAGUAAUGGAGUUCUGUAAGACAGGCAUGCACACUGAAGGACUGUGAGAGUUGUUCCAGAGAACGGGGAAAAGAAAACCGCACUUCAGAGUUAUGCUAUUUAAUGCAUGAUUCACACACUGCAAAUGUCCUUUUGCGCUCCACAGUGUUAAGUUUGUUCUGAUUUUGUUUAUUAAAAAAAAAAAAAAGUAAAAUGACAAAAAAAAGGCUAAAAAAUAUUUUUUGAAAUUUCUGUGUGCAAUAAAAAUGAUCCUGUCUUAAUGGACAUGCAAAAA